CGGCGGUCCUUGUGGGAGCUUGUCCAGUCACGCAGUGUGUAAUCGGGUCUGCGUAGCGCGCACUACACUUUAGUUGAACUAUCCUCCGUGAAAAAAAGCUGUAGGAGCAACUGGAACCCGAACAACUGACCCAGACAAACUCCUGUAGCAACACGAUGGUAAUUGCUUCCGCUUCCAAAUACCCAGAGACAGCCGCUAACUCCCUCUGGAUGAUUGACGGCAUUCAUUUCUCCUCUGCCAAACAGCGGUCACUAGAUAUGAGUGGAAUCUGCUGAGCAUGUGGGUAUUCGGUGUUCAAGCACUUCCAGCACAGACACGCACACACACGCACACACACAGACACGCACACACACGCACACACACAGACACGCACACACACACAGCCUGAUCAUGGCGACAGCGGCCGACGGCUGUCCUCCGGACCGGCGGGGCUGGGUGGAGUUCGUGGAGAACGCCUCGGGACCCCGGACGGAGCCCCCAGCAGUGGCUCAUGGAUUCUUGGAGUCUAGCUCCGCCCCUGCUGAUCCUUCAUCAGCUGGCUUGGCUCCGCCGGCACCGCAGAACGCCUGGGUUCUGUUCGAUGAGAACCCCUGGGCCUCCCCUCCACCUCCACCUCAGGUAAAAGCCCGCCACAGUGUUUGCUCAACGGCCAGCUUCUGGAGCACUGCACCCACUUCAGAGAGCAGUUGGACCGGCCAAUCGGAGCAGAGCUUGGCCAGCAGUGGGGCGUCGCCCUGUGACCUCAGCUCUGUGGACCCCGGCCCAGAGGAGCCGUCACUCACAAGCGCCGACGCGUGCACGUUCUCCAAAGACGAGGGCAUCGACGUGGACUCGCUCAGCUGCAGCUCCGGCGGCCGGCAGACGAGCAGCAGCCCGUCGGACGCGGCCGGCCGGCUGACCUCCUGGGUGACCUUCGAUGACGACGCCACCGGCCCGCAGCCGCCCCUCCCUCCCCCCGGGCCGCCCCCUCCUCCCGGCCUCCAGGAUGGCAACGGUAACCACGUGGUCGCCCGGGCUCGGAGCCAGAACCGGGGGCCGAACGACGGCCUCACGCAGCCCCCCCGGGACCCCCCGCUGGCGGGCGCCCAGCCUCCGGGGGACGGCAGCGCCUCCUACGCCAAGAGGAACCCGUUCAUCCACGAGGCGUUCAGUGACGUCAAGCCCUCCAGCCUCAACCCCUUCAGCUCCUUCUUCGGGGGCGGGCAGGAGGUGGGGCAGGGGUCCCCAGCAGGCGGUCGCCACCCUGAGCCCGGCUCGGACUCACCCUCCCCCGCACGCCAGACACAGAACCCCCCGGCAAACCUCCCCUUAGGGGGAGGAGGAGGAGGGGGAGGGGACCUUUUCCAGGACGGCCCCAUCACUAACGAGCUGCACUACCUGCGGAGCCUGCAGCCCUCUGACCCCGACGGCCCCGGUGGUGGGGGUCCCUCCGACGGAGACGAGGGCGUGGAGGAGGGCGAAGAGGCGCUGGAGCGGCCGGAGGAGGAGGAGGAGGAGCCCUACCUUCCUCCCCACAUGGUCCCCCAGGACGGCUGGGCCAUGCUGCUCCGCAUCCCGGAGAAGAAGACCAUCAUGUCGUCGCGCCACUGGGGGCCCAUCCACGUGCGCCUGUCGGACGACGGCUUCCUGCGGCUCUUCUACGAGCGCGGGCUGGACGCGCCCUUCAGGUCGCUGCGCCUGCUGCCGCAGCACCAGCUGUCGGAGCCCCGCCUCCAGAGCUACGAGGACGCCGGCCGCGUGCACACACUGAGCGUGGAGCUGCUGCAGUACCGGGAACGCCGGCGCUCCAAGCUGCCCGCCGCGCUGUCGCCGCUGCCCACCGUCCUCACGCCGCUGCGACAGCAGCUGGUCAAGCUGGCCACGCCCUGUUACCACGACUACCUGAGCUGCAGACACUCGCUGCUGCAGCUGCUGAGGCGGCUGCCCGGGCCCCCCCCGGGGCCCCCCGCCCCCCCGGGGCCCGCCCCCCCCCUGCCCUCCGAGGAGGAGAUGCACGUGGAGGUGAGGGACGAGUUCUACGGGGCGGCGGCGGCGGCCGGCGGGCGCGUGGAGCAGCAGCUGGUCAUCACCCGGGUCAGCGUGCUGGCGCUGGUCUCAGGCCAGCCGCGCUGCCAGCUGGGGCUCAACGACCUCCAGGUGAAGGGGAAGGAGCUGGUGUCUCGCCGGGACAUCGUCCCCAACAGCACCGCCCGCUGGAUCCGUCUGGACGGCCCCGAGCUGCACCCCCUCCACGCCGACUCCGCCCACUUCCUGUCCACGCGCGCCGUGACCUUCACGCCCCCGCCGCGCUGCCGCUUCGAGCUGCUCCGCUUCCGCACGCCGUUCUGCGGGCGGAGCCUGCCCUUCAGCCUGCGGACCACCGCCGCCGUGGCGGGGGCGGAGGUCGUGCUGCAGUCCUGGCUGCUGAUGGCGCCCGGGGGGGAGGAGCUUAACGCCGUGCCCUGUGAGGACGUGGCGAUCCGGUACCCCAUCCCUGAGAUCUGGGCCAAGAUCUUCCGGCGGGAGGGGGUGGGGGGGGAGCGCUCCCUGAAGGCGCGCUUCAACAAGGGGGCGGGGCUGGGCUGGGCCAGCCCCUCGGGGGCGGGGCUGGGCUGGGCCGGCCCCUCGGGGGCGGAGCCUGCCAUGAGGGUGACGCUGGGCACGGCCAAGUACGAGGCCGCCUUCAGAGCGGUGGUGUGGAGGAUCCCCCGCCUCCCCGACAAGAACUCAGCGCUGGGUCACCCGCACACCUUCUUCCUCCGCCUAGAGCUGGGCUCGGACCAGGAGGUGCCCCGGGUGCUGCAGCGCCAUCUGGAGGUGGAGUUCGACAUGCCGGCCGCCGCCGCCUCUCAGGCCACGGUGCGCUCGCUGUCCGUGGACGACCGGCCCGACGUCAGGAAGUGGAUCAACUACAAGGCCCACUUCUUCUACCAGGUCCCCAUAGAGCAGAAGAGGGAGGAUAUCCCGAACACAGGGAACACGCCUGCGGACCAGCCGGGAGAAUGUGCACAUCAGUGACGAAUGGCCCAGUGGAUCCACUGACUGAACUCCUUAGAGCGAUGUGGUGGAAAAGAGAUACAGGAAACAGAACAGGGAAACUUUUUGCACUUUGAAUCAAAGCCACCUGUUUUAUGGCAGGGCUUGUCUUUAGGGCCGGGUUUAGCUUUAGGGCGUGUCUUGUCUUUAGGGCGGGGCUUGUCUUUAGGGCGGGGGUUUUCUUUAGGGCGGGGCUUGUUGGUGUUACCUUCACAACGAGGUUGCUGGCGUCUUGUUUAGCACGAUUUCGGCUCACAUGUAAUACCAUAAAACGAACGGCUGUUUUUUGCCUGUUUGAGGUACAUUACUAACUGAUUUUGGAUUAUUAAUCUAUAGCAUUAUCGUCAGGGUGGAAUUCUAUUUUUACUUUAAUGUAUGUAAUCUAAGGGACAAACUGAGUGGGUUAGCUGCCUAUCUAAUUUGCUAUGUGCCAUGUGAGAUUACAGACACACAUUUUGUACUUUUCUAUCGGAGGGUUGCCCACUUUGUUAUUGUGGCCUUAUUGAGUGUAAAAUGAGCUGCAGUGGUCUGCAACCAAGCGGUACAUGUUGGCUUUGUUUAACUGGAUUGAACUGGAUACUGAAAGUGGCGUUAUAAGGACCCUGUUGUUCUAUUAUGAAUGAAUUAAGUAUCUUUAUGAACAUGCUUGAACAACAGUGUGGUUUCAAAUGUGCCUGCAGAGUAAGGUAUGGAUGUAUUCAUUUAUUCUGCUACAAAUCAAUAUCAUCUCAAUUAUGAUGAGGAUUACAUGGAAAUGUGUCAAUAUUAAUACAAUUUGCUUUCAGUAUAUAAACCUUUGGUUUGGUCAGUAUUUGGCUUACAUUCUCAAUACGAUACAUUAUUUGGUAAUGCUAAACAUAGCUUUAUGAUGUCAAGAUCAAAACCGUUUUGUGUCUUAAAUGUUUAUUUUUCCUCUUUUUACUUUAUGUGAACCUCAUGUCCAAUGUGCACCUGUACUACUAAUGUAAAUGGACAGCAGUGGCAGGCUGACUAAACAAGCUGUACUGAUCCUGAUCUGUUGAUGAAUAAUAGAUUAAAGUGUUUUCUAGCUUUAA
Gadus morhua (Atlantic cod) is the source of this 4070-nucleotide messenger RNA. It is a transcript of the gene ston2, whose product is annotated as stonin 2. NCBI's taxonomy places the organism in Eukaryota, Metazoa, Chordata, Actinopteri, Gadiformes, Gadidae. Gene Ontology annotation, biological process: endocytosis; regulation of endocytosis. The transcript is spliced from 10 exons. Bases 391 to 2997 code for a protein of 868 amino acids. The record is from RefSeq and is a predicted model, not a curated record.